Messenger RNA from Salarias fasciatus (jewelled blenny), 824 nucleotides. It is a transcript of the gene coa3a, whose product is annotated as cytochrome C oxidase assembly factor 3a. The coding region runs from base 151 to 441 and encodes 96 amino acids. NCBI's taxonomy places the organism in Eukaryota, Metazoa, Chordata, Actinopteri, Blenniiformes, Blenniidae. The record is from RefSeq and is a predicted model, not a curated record. Gene Ontology annotation, biological process: mitochondrial respiratory chain complex IV assembly. Gene Ontology annotation, cellular component: mitochondrial inner membrane. The transcript is spliced from 2 exons.
AAUGCUACUAUGGGGACGUGUUUAAAUGUUGCAACCACAUGCGUAGAUCUUACAACAGCCGGAUGAGCCACACACGCUGCAUUCACGGACCUGUGAAUUAAUCAUAUGUUUUGAAACUCACUGCUGCGGCAGCACCGAGUGACAGAAGACAUGGCUGACAAGAAGGCAGAGUCUCCUUAUGCGACCAGGGUAGACCCGACCAAAGAGGGUCUUUCUCCGGAGCAGCUGCACUUCAUCAGGCAGGUGGAGCUGGCCCAGUGGAAGAAGAAAACGUCCAAGCUGCGGACGCGGAACGUGGUGACGGGACUCGCCAUCGGAGCGCUCGUGCUCGGGAUCUACGGCUACACAUUCUACUCCGUCUCUCAGGAGCGGAUCAUGGAUGAAAUCGACGAGGAGGCCAAGCGUGCCAGAACGCAGGGACCAAAGACGGGCGCCAACUGAGAUGGCUGUGUUUCUGGCCUGUGGUUGGACUUUACAGCACUGAUCUUUGUUCCAUCGACUGUGCUGCAAGUGUUCUUUUUUUUUUUUUUUUUUAUGUUGAGACAGACUGGACGCUGCUUUUAGUUUUUUCUUUUCUUGAAACUGGAUGCGUCGUCUUCAUCAAACUUCCUGCGGCUGGAAGAGACUGAUCCACCAAUCUCAACAUGCAACGCAAAGGCUCAGACUGUACGACACACACACUUUCCUCAACGAGUGAUCCUGCUCUGGGCUCGCAGCAUGAAGGGAAAAUAUGAAAUAACAAGAGGCCUUGUAACACUGCAGAAGAUAGAGAUCAACUUGUUGGAACCUGUUAUUUAUGGUGAUAAAGUGAUGAUUUGUAAAAU